AUGGAAAGGAAUUAUGGCUUCAAUGAAAUUCUCAAGGUAUGUAUUUCUAACUUCGCACAAUAAAACCUAGUGAAUUGUUAUUGCUUUUUAAAAAUGAAAAGGGCAUGUAUUUACUCUGUUAUAUCAAGACUUCUGGAAGAUAGCAAGACCACUCCAAUUCCAUAAUAAUUACACUAUAUUUUUUAAUUCAAUUUGUCAAUCACAGAAGGAAAAAAACGCAAGGAUGGAUAGUCUGAAUUUAUUUUGCAUUGGUAAUUUCACUCUCCUCGUUAACUAUAUAUUUCUAAAAACAUAUUGCUUUUAGUGAAACUCUUGGAUGUGGUUUUAGUCUUGUCAAAGGAAUGAGUUAUCGGAGCGUGACUUGGCUUUAGUCUAUUGUUUUAUAAAUGAACUGACAACAUUAACUAGAAAAUGCAUUUAAAAUAUAGAUGCAAUAAAAAUUCUCACAUUUGCAGUUCCUGCAGCAAACCCCCAUUCUCUGCAGGGAGUCCUCACCAAAUCAGGACGUUAUCUUGGAGGCUCAUGAUGGGACGUUAAUAUGUUGUAGCUUUGUUAAGAACAUCCCAUAUACAUGGCUUUAUGGGCUUUGCAAGGACUUCUGGUGGUUAUAGUCUAGUCGCUAAUUUUCUGGUGUAGAAAGCCAGCAAUAAAACUACUGUUCCCAAAAAUGUCACUACAUCCAUAUUUAAUUAUCAGAAUAUUCCCUUUUGCAGAUAUUAUCUUGUUGCUUGAGCUUUAACUUAACAUAAUUUGAGGGGAAUAAUCUAUUAUGCUCUUUUGUGAGAAUAUAGUUUGCACAGCAUUUUGAAUCCAGAAGUAAAGAUUCCCCCACUUUCUAAAUUCUAAUCAAAUUAUUGUGCUGCAAAAGAGUGUUUUUAGUUCAUGAAUUUUAGAUAUUCAUGUUGAAUAAAAAGGACCAGGACCGAUUAUUAAAUGUUUUUUAAAUAAUUCAGUUUUAUUUUAUUGUCCACGUAUGAAAGAUCCUUCCAAUCAAGGGAAUAAGUUAAUACGGCACGGUCAUGGCCGCAUCCCUUUUUUAUUUAACCCCCCUCCCGUAUACACUACAUCUUAUUGCCCCCCUAGUUACCUCCAAAUGCACCUAGGUGCCCCAUUUUACCUUUUUUGUAAAAACCUUUUGUGACCGGACCUAGGUCAUGGACGCCGCCAUCUUGGUGUGGGCCGAUGAAGGCCCUGUGGGACACGUCAACUGCCCACACUAGAUAGCACUGUGAAAUUCCUGCGCUUGCCCAGUUAAACACUUGGGCAUUCGGAUGGGAAAUUCAGCCAUUUAUUCGUCAAAGACGGAUAAAUGAAUAGAAAUUUUAAACGAAUGAACGAAGACCUCUUAGUCGGUUUAUUACAAGGAGGGAGCUACCGGCUUGCGGCUCCCUCCUUGUAUGUGAAAAUAGAAGCGGCUGGGAGCAGUGCUCCCCACUACUUAUGAACUCACUGUUAAAAAAAAGAAAAAAGAGCCCCCCACUCCCUAAGCCACUAGUCACCCCCCUCCCCAAAAAUUAAAUUCUACCUACUCCUACCUAAAAACAAUCUAUACUUACCAUUAGAUGUAGUCUUUUUUCUUAAACCUUCUUUUUUCAGCCCCAAAAAAGGCCAAAUAAAAGCCAUAAUUCCCGUUAAACUUUAAAUAUAAAAAAGAAAACCCGAACGCAAAAAAAACUGAAUUUUUUUUAAAUCCAUCUUCACCCAGUGAGGGCACCAAGUGGACUAAGCUCCGCAGGGCGGGGAAAGGCUUAUAAAGCCUUUCAACGCCCUGCAAUUUGGCUCGGAGCGCUCUGAUUGGUUAAAGCCAGCCAAUAGGAGUGUUCUGAUAGGUAAAUUUGAGCCUUGCUUGAUUGGUAACUUGAUAGUAGAUAGCUCCCUGAUACCGUGGGAAUUAGGGAGCUAUUUACUAAGCAUUUGCAAGAUGCAGCCGUGGCACGAAUAGGAUUGGCAUUUCAUUCAUUCAAAUGAAAUUCCAUUCUGAACAGAAAGUGCCAAAUUAUGUCGUAACAUGAAUGAACAAACUGUUCUCAUUCUGUUAGGUCGAAAUUCGGUAGUUUUGUCGGCGUCCUGUCUGUGACACGGAGUUAGGGAAUACUGACCGGAAGCAUCACAAGAUCACGGAGGAAAGGGUGAGUUUUGUGGGAAAAUUUAUCUGACCCACAGGAAAUAGGUCCUGAGGGAGAGAAGAUGAAGCGAUUGGGGAAAGGUAAAUUCGGCAUGACAAUGCCACUUUAAGGUGGAAUAAAAAGAAGGGAAUUCAAUCCCUUGGCGUAGGAUAUUAAAUAAAGGGUUUAUUUUAUUUCAAAAGCUGAUCUCUCUGAGAAAAUAAUUAAAAAUUGUUAUUUCUGAAAAAACAAUUCAUUUCAAAGGAAUGCAGAUUAUUUUGACAAUAACUGUUUUAUUCAUUUUAUCAUUUUAUUUAUUUUUUUAUUUUUUCAAAAUGUUUAAAUGUUUCUGAAGGAAAAAAAGUCUGUAAGAGAAUUGGGAGUCCCUGCUCAAUAGGUCUUUAUGUAUAACUAUUGUGUACUGUCAUUUUGUUUUUAGCACAUCAAUGAACUUUCUAUGAAGAUGGAUGUAAAUGAUGUUUUAAGCAAAGCUGAAGCAAUUUCUUUGCAGAUGAUGAAGUGCAAGGUAUUUCAAGAUCAUAUCGUGUCAUCCAGCUCACUGUUGCUGUCACGUUUUGCAAUGACAGGGUUUUCCCUUUAUAUUUUGAUCAUUGGAAAUUGUAGCUUCGAUUUGUUUUUAAAUGAGUAGUAAACAUGAACACCCAUUCAUAGAAACUGCAUUUGAUUUGAUUUGAAAUUACGCCACUUAUUGUAUAAAGAGGUGGGCAACAAAGUUGACACGUAUCAAAGGUAGAAAAUUCUGCACUUUUUGUUUUACAUAUAGACUAUAUUUCUACUUCUUCUGAUCUUGGUAAAACAUUUAAUAUUCAUGUAAUUUGUGAAAAAAGAAAAAUACAAGCAAAGACAUUCUGUUGGACCCCCAAUCAUUUAUUCACUAAGUCCGAUAAAGGAACUUCAGUUACAGGUUUGUUUUUUUUUGCGAGGGGAGGGAGGGAUUUAUUUUGUUUUGGGUUUUUUCCCCAUCUUUUUUCUCAUGAACACACAUGCUUGCACAAUAAAAGCCCCCACCCCCAGAACAUCUAGGAAAAAAGUCUGAAAAAUUACUCACCAAUGCAACUUGUAAAUAAAAGUUUAGUGGGUCAUUUUGAAUGGGAUCAACAGUCCUCAUACUCUGAUAAUAUUGUCGUCUUAUGUGUAAAAAAUAUAGUCUUUAUAUGCUUCAUGGAGCCAAGACUUGAAAACAUGGAAAAUGGACAUGUGUUUAAGGACAAAUAAGAUGCAAUUCAUGUUGUUAUAUAAAAAUAUUUUAACUCUCUGCUUGUAAUGUUAUGUUGGAGAAGAUUAUUGUGGUUAUAAAGGAUGUUAUAUAUGUUUUAUGCAAAGGAAAAUUAUUGAUGGUAUUAAAUAUAUAUGUUUGAGUUUAAUUUGACAUUAAUACUUAUAGACUAACAUUGUUUAUUUAUCCUAAAACCCCAAAAUGUAUUUGAGAUAUUAAAAUAGAUUUUAAAUAUCCACACCUCUUUAUCCUUCUACUCUGUGCCUUCAUCUUAUCUCCCCGUCAGGCAUGGUUUUAGGCUCUGUCCUUUGCACCUGGCAGUCAGCAUAGAGAAAUUGUACAACGUAAAGGAGACAUUAAACUGUUUCUAUGUCUCUCCUAGUUUGCAAUGUUUACUCUGACCUUGCCUGAACUGGAUUUGAUGUAAUUGGUUGUUUUUUGUUUUUUUUUAUUAAAAAGAAAACCGCAUCCCAUGAAAAAAACCUAUUAACAGAAAGUAUAGGUGAUUUUCAAUGUUUUGUCAAUGGUGUAAUUUUCAUAGAUGUUUAACCUUUGACUAAUUUAAACAAUCUGCCACCUACCUGGCUUUUUUAUAUUGUGUGUGUGUGUGUGUUCUAUUUAGGUAGCAGUAAGUAAAUUUGGAGGCAGAGCAGCCUAUCUGCCUCACACAGGAGUUUGAAAACACCAUGUCUAGGAUAAAAGUGUAUGUAUCUUAAAGAUACCAUGUCAUCCUUGGAGUUAUGGAACCAUACUUUGUACUUUAACUUCUACGAAAAAAGGGCAUGGUUGGAAAAAGUAGAGGUUUUUUUUUUUGUAUUUGAUUUUAAUGAUGCAUCAUCUGUCUUUCGUAUGUAAACAUUUUACUAAUUGUCUCUCGUUUACAUCAUCCUUCAGGAUUUGCCUCAAGCAGUGUGUGAAGUUCUUGGACUCAAGAGCAACUCUGUUCCCACUACAGUUGGAGGCUUUAGUGAAGAAAACGUUGCCAAGAAAACUCAUCACAAGUCUCCACCACAAAAUGUCUCUGUGCCUGUACUUGCUGCCAAUGGCACGCAACGCAACUCUCUGCCAAAAAGUAUUCACACACUGUCUGCCUGA
Messenger RNA from Pelobates cultripes (western spadefoot toad), 4437 nucleotides. Lineage: Eukaryota; Metazoa; Chordata; Amphibia; Anura; Pelobatidae. The record is from the annotation of a GenBank genome assembly.